Messenger RNA from Folsomia candida, 4240 nucleotides. Its product is annotated as monocarboxylate transporter 12-B-like. Gene Ontology annotation, molecular function: monocarboxylic acid transmembrane transporter activity. Lineage: Eukaryota; Metazoa; Arthropoda; Collembola; Entomobryomorpha; Isotomidae. The coding region runs from base 1786 to 2892 and encodes 368 amino acids. The record is from RefSeq and is a predicted model, not a curated record. Gene Ontology annotation, biological process: monocarboxylic acid transport; transmembrane transport. The transcript has 7 exons.
UUUUCUCUAAAGUAAUUUUUUUGUUCGUUGGGUUCAUAUUUGUGAUGCACAGUGACAUUUGGUUAAAUGGUGGUAAGAAUUUCAUUUGAAAUUCCUUACUACAAGUUUGAAUCUUAUGUAUGUAUGCACAGUAGAAAUUUGGUGUUCAGCUCUUAAAUGUAAAAUCAUGCCAUGGACAUUUUUCAUUAUCUGAAAAUCUAAUGAAUAAUGUAAAUUUUGCCAGCGUAGUUAAAGACCAUAACUGGUUUUAAACGACUCAGUUAUUCCUCCCAUUUAAAUAAGCAGAAAAAUAGGCAAUUUUUAAUGACUCCAGAUGAUGUGGGAACAUAACUGAAUUAUUCAUCAUUGUCUUGGCUGUCAUUCAUCAUCAAUCAUUUCUGUAACAUAUCUGUAUUGGGAUCAAUACACAAUACGCGACUUCAAUCCGUCCACGCACAAAAAAAAUCAGAUACAUUUCUAAUCCAGGGGGAUGGAUCUGCGUGGUGGAUGUGCCGCCGACACAGUACGGCUGACAAAUUUUAGGUCAGCUACGAAAUUAGGAUUAAGUGAAGAGGUAAUAAACAAAACAUUAUUUUGUAGUGGUAUACUUUUUGAGAUGUUUGACCACCACUGUUAAAAAUCUGGUGGAGUCACAUAUGUACAUACUCCGUACUGGUAUUGGUUAGGUAACAACUUCCAACCGGAUUAGUCUGGUGGUACAUUUUCUGUAAAAUUUCUGUAACUAAUGGAAAUUUACGAAUUUUUUCCAUCGAAAAAUUUUCCGUUGUAGCAUGACAUUUUAACCACCCUCUGUAUACAUAAAUAAACAUUUUGUCUCCGCCAUCUACCCGAAUAACUAUUUACCAUACAUACAUAUUGUAUGUACAUUGUACAAAAUUAUUGUUACAACAAAUAGAACGCAAGAAAAAGCCGUUUCGAUUCAGCAGAUUGAUUAUAAAUAAGCGAGGACAAAUUAUGAAGUCAUACUCAUACCACUCUGUCCAACUCAUGAUAAGUUUAAUGGCCAGUAAUAAAUUAAUAAAAAGUUUAAAUUGAGACAACUUAUGUAAGUAGAACAAUGUGGUCUUAAACUAUGUAGUUAAGUAUCACUUGUUGAAAAAGUGCAUAUGUAAGCCUUACAAACAAGUUACCCUUCAUAAAACUGGAUGUAUGUAUGUUUUUGAUAUCUGUAUCUUCUUGUUCUUGGACGUCGGGUUUUUAGCCUCCAGUUUUUCUAAAAUAUCUCAAUAAUUGAUUAUGGAGUGUGGUAAAAUUAAAAAGAUUGGGAAUGGUUAUCACAAUCAAAAUAAUGUUGAGGUAAAAGUCAAUACUUAAGUUUAAUUAUUACUCGCAAGGUAACGUAAUAGUUGGAAGUAUUAUAUCUUAAUCUCUAAUCUUAAGAUAAGUACCUCUAAAAUUUGAAUUAAUGUAUGAAUUUACCUAAUUGCGGUAUCCGACCUCAUUUCGUUUUGUAAUUAUUUACGAUGAGGUUGCGGCUAAGACAGAUUUUUAACCUACUUUAAUAUUUACAUAUAUGUAUUUCCUAUUAAAAUAAAUACAUAUGCAAUUUUUUUAAUUCGCUAAUUAAUUUAGAAAAAACAUUCCCCUGGAGAUUCGGCCUUAAUAUGGGAAGAACAGGAAGUCGAAUACGCUCUGGAUGGUGGAUCCGCCUGGGUGAUUGCGGCGGCCUCCCUGCUAAAUAAUUUUGUUCUUGAUGGCGUAUCUUUCUCGUAUGGCGUCCUCACCCAAAAAGUUACGGAGCAGAAAUCCUUAUCUGAAUUUCAAUUCCAUCUCUGUGGUUCGGUCAUGUUGGGGACGCAACUUAUAAUUGGCCCCAUGAUUCCCUUCCUAUGUAGCACCUUGGGUUUCUGCACCGUAUCAAUCCUGGGAUCUGUAACGGCCGCGGUUGGAUUCUUCCUCUCCUGGGCGUGGUCAUGGGGUGAAGCUCCAUCAUUUACAGGUUUCCUGGUAGGAUUCGGGCUUCUCGUCGGGGUCGGGUUUGGACUCAUGUUCACCGUCAGUAUCAUCAUUUUAGGGAAGUUUUUUGCGAGCAAUCUUCCCUUCGCGACUGGCCUGGCCGUUACUGGGAGUGCUUUGGGAUCCCUUGCAACGCCAAAAGUUUUGGGGUGGAUAGUCGGUUAUUACGGUUGGCAGGGGUCUAUGCUAUUCUUGUCGGGAUGCUGUAUCGUUUCGAUAGGAUUUGGAGCACUGUACAGAGAAUGUCCGACACGAGUUGAAAAGGUCUGCAAGGUUCUGGCAGACCGGAAAUCAGACACAACUUUGUUGAAAGAACUUGUUAAAUCGCCGACUUGUUGGAUACUUUGCGUAACAGGAGGACUCGGUGCAUUGGGAUAUUUUAUGCCAUCAGCGUUUAUUGCAGACCGAGCCAUGGCGCCACCAUUUAACGCCACGUGGGACCAAGCCACCUGGCUUCCCGCAAUUAUUGGAGGAUCUAACACCUUGGCUCGAUUUGGGUUUGGAAUUUUGGCAAAUUCAGAUCGAGCGGUUUAUUCCUUGAUGCUGAUAAAUGUGGCGUUAACGCUUGGCGGAUUUGUUACCAUGAUGACGGUGUAUGCGACAAAGUACUGGAUGCUGGCUCUCUACGCGGCAUUAUAUGGACAAAUGAUUGGCGUGCUCGCAUCCCUCCGCUCCGUCGUAGUUUACCAAUACAUGGGAAAGGAGAAGUACAGCUUGGCGUUUGGUCUGAACAUUUUCUUCAUGGGGAUUUCGCUCUAUUGUGGAAAUGCUUUCGCAGGGUGGCUGAAUGACACGACGGGAAACAUGGACAGUACCUUCCAAUAUGUGGGGGCAUUCUUCAUCCUGUCAGCACUUCCGUGCUACCCACUCCGCUGGAUACACGAAUGGGAAACUGGAAGACCUGUUUUCUCAUCUGCCCUUGGAAGUAAUUCUUGAUCGAAAUAUUUAGAUAGUGUAACACGAUUCGAAUGUCCACCUUAUCAAUUAGUUAUCAAGAUAAAAUUAGCAUUAUGUCCAUUGUUGAAUUGCUCAUUUAAAAGCAAGAAGGUAACAACCAUACAAUUUUUUUCAGUACUUCGUUGAAACGUAAAAAAUUUCUGUAUCGAAAUUUAAAAAAAUUAAUUUAAUAUAAAGGCUUUAGGGAUUAAAAUCCCGGACGAUUUUUUAAAUCCCGGGAAUCGGGAAUCCCGGUUUUAGCCGUGCCAAAUCCCGGGAUUUUUUCCCGAAAUUCAAACAGUACCCCAUUAGCCCAGAAAGUCAAAUUUGAGCAUACAAAAGGGUACAUGACUUUAAAAAGGACAGCAUAUGCAUAUUCAUAAUACUGCUGGACCUAUAUACUUAUGUUUUUUGGGAUCUGUGCAUCCAUAAUUAUUAUUAUAAGGUAUGGAAUUUUCUGGCCUUCUCAAAAUGAAUAUGAUAGCAGCACAAAUUAGCGAUUAUAUUGUUUUGCCUGCUAUGGUAAAUGUAAAAUUACGGUGUAAUGUGGUAGCCUAAUUUUUUGCCUUCUCUCUUGGAGAGGUGUCAAGAAAAAUUUUAAUAAUUUCAUUCCAGAAAACUUAUGGGUAAAUAAUUAAUCAACAAUUUGCCAGCAUUUUAACCUGAAAUGAAUAAAUUUACGCGUUUAUUGUUUGGGUACUAUUAUACAAUAACUAAAAUUGUACAUAAAAUUAGCACUUCAAAAAUUUCAAGUUCACAUAUAUGAACUACAUCGUUCAGAAAGCCUUCCAUUCUGACUUAAAUUGAUCGACUAAAAUUCGAAACUAUGCACUUCUAACAUAUUAGCUUUUUUGAGUAUAACUGAUUUCAGAUUCUAUAAUUAUACCUAGGGUAAGGUUUCUUUAUUCCUUCAAGGUUAAAUCUGACAUCGAAAUUAGAAAAUUUCAAGUUCCAGUUUAUAUUUAAAAUUUUACUUGCAAACUAGAAGAUUUGAAUAUAUUUAUCUACGACAUAUAAAAAAAUGUGGUUUCACAUUAUGUUUAAAGCUUAAUCUUGGAGUUCAGAAUGAAUUUUAACUGGUUAUGCUCGUCUAAACUUUUUCUUCCCAAUAAUAUAACCCCAAAUUAUGUAAAACCGCUAAUAAAAGUCAAAUAGAAGGGCAUUUUCAAUCUUGAAUGACAAAUUAAAAAAUCCCGAAAUCCCGGGAUUUCAAUUCUUCAAAUCCCGGGAUUUCGGGAAUAAAAUCCCGGGACUGGAACCCCUAAAAGGCUUAGAAACUCCACUGGCUAAAAAAUAUGUAUAUUUAACUGAUACAUCAUAAAUAACUUAAAAUAUAACAAGUAAUAAA